This is a messenger RNA of Puntigrus tetrazona (Sumatra barb), 2007 nucleotides long. RefSeq names its product insulin receptor-like. Gene Ontology annotation, biological process: positive regulation of phosphatidylinositol 3-kinase/protein kinase B signal transduction; protein phosphorylation; multicellular organism development. Lineage: Eukaryota; Metazoa; Chordata; Actinopteri; Cypriniformes; Cyprinidae. The record is from RefSeq and is a predicted model, not a curated record. The coding region runs from base 19 to 1239 and encodes 406 amino acids. Gene Ontology annotation, molecular function: insulin receptor substrate binding; insulin receptor activity; ATP binding. Gene Ontology annotation, cellular component: insulin receptor complex; axon; membrane. The transcript is spliced from 7 exons.
UUAUUUAUCAUCUAGACAAUGCUCUCAUUUAUGAAUAUCUUUUCUCUCAGACAAACUGAAGGACCAACUGGCCCUCUGAUUGCUUCCUCGAACCCAGAAUAUAUAAGUGCGAAUGAUGUGUAUAUCCCAGACGAAUGGGAGGUGCCUCGGGAGAAGAUCAGCGUUUUAAGAGAACUCGGUCAGGGAUCGUUUGGAAUGGUGUACGAAGGCAACGCUAAAGACAUCGUCAAGGGCGAACCGGAUACACGAGUGGCCGUUAAAACCGUCAACGAGUCGGCGAGCCUGCGCGAGAGGAUUGAGUUCCUCAACGAGGCUUCGGUCAUGAAAGCCUUUAGCUGCCAUCACGUGGUCCGCUUGCUUGGUGUGGUAUCUAAGGGGCAACCGACAUUGGUCGUCAUGGAACUGAUGACACACGGAGAUCUGAAAAGCUACCUGCGUAGCCUGAGACCUGAUGCUGAGAAUAACCCAGGUCGCCCGCCGCCAACCCUGAAGGAGAUGAUCCAAAUGGCAGCUGAGAUAGCAGAUGGCAUGGCGUACCUCAACGCUAAGAAGUUCGUCCACAGAGACCUCGCUGCCAGGAACUGUAUGGUGGCUGAUGAUUUCACUGUGAAAAUUGGAGAUUUUGGCAUGACGCGAGACAUCUACGAGACCGAUUACUAUCGAAAGGGAGGAAAAGGCUUAUUGCCUGUAAGAUGGAUGGCGCCAGAGUCCCUAAAAGAUGGCGUUUUUACCGCUCAUUCAGACUGCUGGUCUUUCGGAGUGGUGUUAUGGGAGAUCAGCACGCUUGCCGAGCAGCCUUACCAGGGACUGUCCAAUGAGCAAGUGCUCAAGUUUGUCAUGGACGGGGGCUACCUGGACAGACCGGAGAACUGUCCAGAGAGAAUGCACAACCUCAUGCAGAUGUGUUGGCAGUACAACCCGAAGAUGCGGCCCACCUUCCUCGAGAUCAUCGAGAUGAUCAAGGAGGACCUGCACCCUACUUUCCAAGAGGUCUCGUUCUUCUACAGCGAGGAGAACAAACCUCCCGAGAGCGAGGAGUUCGACAUGGACUUCGAGAACAUGGAGAGCAUACCACUGGACCCCUCAUCCUAUUCCCAGCGCGAGGAGAGCCUCAGUAGAGACAACGGCCCCUCGGUGGGCCUACGGGGCAAUUACGAGGAGCACGUGCCCUAUACGCAUAUGAACGGUGGAAAGAAAAACGGCCGAAUUCUGUCUCUACCCAGAUCUAGUCCGUCCUAACAUUCGCUUCAGCUUUUUCUCUUCGUUUUUUUUAUUUUUUAUUUUUAAGAAAAGUUUUUAAAUGCGUUAUUUUUGCAGAGGCCCUUAAAAGAUACAGAUCUCAGGUCUUUUUUUUGUUGUCGUCGUCGUUGUUGUUUUCGUCUCACGGCUACACUAGUAGGGUCACAACGAAAACGGACGUUAUUUCGCCCGUCAUCCGACGCACCAUUCGCUUUCUGACACUUUUACACUUUUGCCAAGUUUCCAAGACAGUUUGGUUGGGAGGUGGGGAAAAGCAAACUGUGAACAUGACUAAAUCAACCAGAAAAGCUGCUUCGGCUACGCCACCUCAAAGUCCACUUCCUUCUCCCUUUGGAUGCGUAUUUCCUGUCUCUUUCUCUAUUUUUUAUUCAGUGGAAAUCUUUUAAGAUAGUGGCCUUUUAUUAAGUGGCCUAUAAAAAGAGAAGCGUCUAUCGAUGCUUGUGUUAAUUUCUUUAGAACAAUGACUUUACAGUGUGGAACUAUGGGAUGGCUUAUUCUUUUAGAACAAACCUUUGUUUUGUAGAGGAAUGACUUUUAUUUUGUCCUGGAGAAUUCCUGAAUUCACUUAGAUGAUAUUCACGUGGUGUUCUGGUGAAUGAGGUUUAACUUAUUUGCUUUAUUUUUAUUUUUUUUUCUCUGAGCUUUUUACUCCUGUGUCCUUUUUUACUGGCUGAAGGAUAUUUAACGAAUUGGACAAAAGAGUUCCUCAGACUGACCAAUAGCUGCUGCUCUGAUAUAUAGUGGGUA